This is a messenger RNA of Notechis scutatus (mainland tiger snake), 1553 nucleotides long. Its product is annotated as tRNA N(3)-cytidine methyltransferase METTL2-like. The record is from RefSeq and is a predicted model, not a curated record. Gene Ontology annotation, molecular function: tRNA (cytidine-N3)-methyltransferase activity. NCBI's taxonomy places the organism in Eukaryota, Metazoa, Chordata, Lepidosauria, Squamata, Elapidae.
AGUCCUCUCCUUCCGGGUCGGAUUUUCUUGAACCUGUCUGUCGUGUUCGUCUUGCAUGAUGGCUGCGCCCAGCCGGGAUGAAAAGAAAAGGAAGCAGUUUGGGAAUCGUUUCCUCACUGAUGCGACUCGGGUUUUUCAACACAACGCCUGGGAUAAUGUGGAAUGGUCUGAAGAGCAGGAAGCUGCUGCACAAGCAAAGGUCCAAGAACAGAGCAUGCAGUUAGUACCACAAGAUCAACAAGAUGCUUAUGAAAUCAAUGCCAACAUGUAUUGGGAUGAUUUCUAUAAAACCCAUGAAAAUGGAUUUUUUAAAGAUCGCCAUUGGUUGUUCACAGAGUUUCCUGAACUAGCUCCAAACCACGCUCAAGGUCAGAUUGCCAUACAUAAUUCUAAGGAAACUGUGAAAAACAUCAAAAAUUCAAGUCUUAGAAGCUACUCUGACAAACUUUGUACAAGAGAUAAUAAAGAUUUGGAACAUGUGGAUCCAGAAAGAAAGAAUAAUAGUAACAUCACCCAUCAGCUGCAGUCAGAAGAUAAAAUGGCAUCACAGCUGCAGGAAGAGAAAGUAAUAAAAGAUGUUGACUUCCCAGGAUCAUCUGCUACGUACAGAAUAUUAGAGGUGGGAUGUGGUGCAGGAAAUACGGUCUUUCCUAUCCUUCAAACCAACAAUGAUCCAGGCCUUUUUGUAUAUUGUUGUGACUUCUCUACUACAGCAGUGGAUCUUGUCCUGGCCCAUCCAGAAUAUGAUGCCUCUCGUUGCUUUGCCUUCGUUCAUGACCUGACCAAGAAUCAGACGCCUUUUCCAAUGCCAGACGAGAGCCUUGAUGUGAUAGUUCUUAUCUUCGUCCUUUCAUCUAUUCUUCCAGAAAAAAUGCAGUGUGCAAUCAAUAGGCUUAGCCAUCUUCUAAAACCUGGUGGAAUUAUUUUAUUACGAGAUUAUGGCCGGUUUGAUCUAGCCCAACUCCGCUUUAAGAAAGGUCAAUGUCUGGCUGAUAAUUUCUAUGUGAAAGGAGAUGGAACCAGAGUUUAUUUCUUCACACAAGAUGAGUUGGAUUUUCUGUUUUCUACUGCUGGCUUAGAGAAAAUUCAAAAUAUUCUUGAUCGCCGCCUCCAGGUUAACAGAGGAAAACAAAUCACCAUGUAUAGAGUCUGGAUCCAAUGUAAAUACCAGAAGCCACCAGGAGAUAACAAGUCUGUAGCAGAGAGAAUUUCUUCAAUUAUUAAUUGAACUUAAUGAGAUCUCCUUUUCUGGGAGAAUGUGCUAUACAGAAAAUUAUCAUAUAUAUGAUACAUACAUGUAACUCUGUUGUACUGUUCUUGGAUGAUCAUUGCUUUUUGAUGGUGAACUUUUUAAAUUUGGAACUGGUCAAAUUCAGUCUACCCAGCAUUUGUAAUGAGUUUGAUAUAUUGCACAAAUUUUUCAGAAUUCUCAUAACUUAUAAUUCCUACAGAAACACUUUCAAUCCCAGUUUAUCCAUUGCCAAAGUAGUUUUCUUAUGUGGCCUGCGAGAGGUCAUUUUUUCUCUAGUUUAAAAAGAUUAUUAAAUUUUAAA